GGAAGGAGGCGGGGUCAAAGUAGGCGGACGAGUAGUCUCUCCUGUUUGCACUUUGCCAGGCUGACUCUGAAGUUUGUGUUCCUGAGACCAGGAGGAAUUUGGCCUGAAGUGGACCGAGCGGACCCCCUCAAAAACGACAUCAUCAUCACAUCAUCAUCAUCAUCAACAUGCUGAUCCUCCUCGCCGGCAUCUUCGCCCUGCACAUCAUCUGCAUCGUCCUCCUGCUGGUGGCCACCAUCGACAACGGUUGGUGGGUGUCCGACACCUUGUCCACUGAUGUGUGGGCCCGCUGGGUGUACACCAAUGGAGUGUGGAACUACACCGACCUCCCAACAGGCUCGCACUACCCAGAGGACUACCUCCAGGCGGUGCAAGCCACCUCCGUGCUGGCCUGCAUCUUCUCCAUCCUGGGCAUCUUCGUGUUUGCCGCGCAGCUUUUCACCUUGAAAAAGGGAGAGCGCUUCACCAUCUCCGGCGUCUUCCAAGCCCUGGCCUGCCUCUGCAUCAUGAUCGCCGCCUCCAUCUACACCGACCAAUUCCACCUGGACGAGAGCGUGGGUUCCUACGGCCACUGCUACAUCCUGGCGUGGAUCUCCUUCGCCCUCACCUUCAUCUCCACCAUCAUUUACUUUGUGCUACGCAAGAAGACGGCGUGAUCGCCACGCCGGAGCUAAACUCCGUUUGACUGGAUCUCUUCUUUUAGGCACACAAAAAAUGAUUUUGGUAACUGAGCGAUUGCAGACUGUAACAUUCUUAAAAGACAGCGCCGAUCAAUUGAUGGAAUAUUCUUUCUUUUUUUCUUUUCUUUUCGGAACAUAAGGCGCACCAGCAGGCACAAGGCAUUGAUACGGCGUUGAUUAUGCGUACGUGUCCUCUAAAACGGACUAUGAAACAACGGGGAAAAAUAGUUGUGUUUGUACAUUGAGACAACGUUGAUGUCUGACGUUGGAUCCACGUUGUUGGUUGUUGGAAAAUGAUCACAAUUCAAUGGUCAAAAUGCAUCAAACGUCAAAUCAACAUUGUCAAAAAGCAUGUUGUUUCAACGUUGUAUUUGUGUUGUAGGAUACUGGUUAGAAAAUGACCAAAAUUCAAUAGUCAAAUCAACGUCAAACCUGACAUUGAUUAAAUGUCGUCAAAAACUAUGUUUUUUCAACGUUGUAUUUGUACCGUGGAAUAUUAGUUGGGAAAUGAUGUCAAAAACGUCGUCAAAAAGCAUGUUGUUUCAACGUUGUAUUUGAGUUGUAGAAGUAUUGGUAAGAAAAUGACCAAAUUUCAAUGUCGAAUCAACGUCAGAACCCCACGUUGAUUAAACGUCGUCAAAAAGCAUGUUGUUUCAAUGUUAGGUUUGUGUCGUAGAAUAUUGGUCGGGGAAAUUACCAAAAUUCAACGUCAGGAUCCGACAUUGAUUAAACGUCGUCAAAAAGCAUGUUGUUUCAAUGUUAGGUUUGUGUCGUAGAAUAUUGGUAAGAAAAUGACCAAACUUCAAUGUCGAAUCAACAUCAGAACCCCACGUUGAUUAAACGUCGUCAAAAAGCAUGUUGUUUCAACGUUGUGUUUGUGUCGUUGAUUAUUGGUCGGGGAAUGACCAAAAUUCAACGUCAGGAUCCGACAUUGAAUAAACGUCGUCAAAAAGUAUGUUGUUUCAAUGUUAGGUUUGUGUCGUAGAAUAUUGGUCGGGAAAUGACCAAGUUUCAAUGGUCAAGUCAACGUCACAACCUGACAUUGAUUAAACGUCGUCAAAAAGCAUGUUGUUUCAACGUUGUGUUUGUGUCGUUGAUUGUUGGUCGGGAAAUGACCAAAAUUCAUCGUCAGGAUCCGACAUUGAAUAAACGUCGUCAAAAAGCAUGUUGUUUCAAUGUUAGGUUUGUGUCGUAGAAUAUUGGUCGGUAAAUGACCAAAAUUCAAUGGUCAAAUCAACGUCACAACCUGAUAUUGAUCAAACGUCGUCAAAAAGCAUGUUGUUUCAACGUUGUGUUUGUGUCAUUGAUUAUUGGUCAGGGAAUGACCAAAAUUCAACGUCAGGAUCCGACAUUGAAUAAACGUCGUCAAAAAGCAUGUUGUUUCAAUGUUAGGUUUGUGUCGUAGAAUAUUGGUCGGGAAAUGACCAAGUUUCAAUGGUCAAAUCAACGUCACAACCUGAUAUUGAUCAAACGUCGUCAAAAAGCAUGUUGUUUCAACGUUGUGUUUGUGUCGUUGAUUAUUGGUCGGGGAAUGACCAAAAUUCAACGUCAGGAUCCGACAUUGAAUAAACGUCGUCAAAAAGUAUGUUGUUUCAAUGUUAGGUUUGUGUCGUAGAAUAUUGGUCGGGAAAUGACCAAGUUUCAAUGGUCAAGUCAACGUCACAACCUGACAUUGAUUAAACGUCGUCAAAAAGCAUGUUGUUUCAACGUUGUGUUUGUGUCGUUGAUUAUUGGUCAGGGAAUGACGAAAAUUCAACGUAAGGAUCCGACAUUGAAUAAACGUCGUCAAAAAGUAUGUUGUUUCAAUGUUAGGUUUGUGUUGUAGAAAAUUGGUCGGGAAAUGACCAAAAUUCAAUGGUCAAAUCAACGUCACAACCUGACAUUGAUUAAACGUCGUCAAAAAGCAUGUUGUUUCAACGUUGUGUUUGUGUCGUUGAUUGUUGGUCGGGAAAUGACCAAAAUUCAACGUCAGGAUCCGACAUUGAAUAAACGUCGUCAAAAAGCAUGUUGUUUCAAUGUUGUAUUUGUACCGGGGAAUAUUGGUCGGGAAAUGACCAAAAUUCCACGUAAGGAUCCGACAUUGAAUAAACGUCGUCAAAAAGUAUGUUGUUUCAAUGUUAGGUUUGUGUCAUAGAAUAUUGGUCAGGAAAUGACCAAAAUUCAACGUCAGGAUCCGACAUUGAAUAAACGUCGUCAAAAAGCAUGUUUUUUCAACGUUGUGUUUGUGUCAUUGAUUAUUGGUCAGGAAAUGACCAAAAUUCAACGUCAGGAUCCGACAUUGAAUAAACGUCGUCAAAAAGCAUGUUGUUUCAAUGUUAGGUUUGUGUCAUAGAAUAUUGAUCGGUAAAUGACCAAAUUUCAAUGGUCAAGUCAACGUCACAACCUGAUAUUGAUCAAACGUCGUCAAAAAGCAUGUUGUUUCAACGUUGUAUUUGUGUCGUUGAUUAUUGGUCAGGGAAUGACCAAAAUUCAACGUCAGGAUCCGACAUUGAAUAAACGUCGUCAAAAAGCAUGUUGUUUCAAUGUUAGGUUUGUGCCGUAGAAUAUUGGUCGGGAAAUGACUAAAUUUCAAUGGUCAAAUCAACGUCACAACCUGACAUUGAUUAAACGUCGUCAAAAAGCAUGUUGUUUCAAUGUUGUAUUUGUACCGGGGAAUAUUGGUCGGGGAAUGACCAAAAUUCAACGUCAGGAUCCGACAUUGAAUAAACGUCGUCAAAAAGCAUGUUGUUUCAAUGUUAGGUUCAUAUUGUGGAAUAUUGGUCAGGAAAUGACCAAAAUUCAAUGUUAAAUCAACGUCACAACCUGACAUUGAUUAAACGUCGUCAAAAAGCAUGUUGUUUCAACGUUGUAUUUGUGUUGUAGAAUAUUGGUUAGAAAAUGACCAACAUUCAAUGGUCAAAUCAACGUCACAACCCGACAUUGAAUAAACGCCAUCACAAAGAAUGUUGUUUCAACGUUGUGUUUGAGUUGCUAACGUCAGGACGUAAUUCAUCAAGUUGUCAACGUUGUUUCAAUGUCUUGUGCCUGCUGGGUCAUAAGGCGCGCUGUCGAUUUCUGAGAAAAUGAAAGGAUUUUAGUGCGCCUUGUAGUCCGAAAAAUAGGGUUAAAAAUGCCUUUAAAACAGCUUAAACACGCAUUACGAUGCUAUGAGAAUGAUUAUUAAUAACAAUAUUAGUCGUACCAGCACGGGCUGAACAAGUCACAUCUGUGUACGUACGUUUAAAUAUGGAUGUAUCUGGAUAAAAAGGGGGUGAGUCUAUUAUUUUUCAAUUGUUUUUGUCGUCAUUUUGUUGUAGGUUUAUCCACUUAAAUGCUUCUUUCUUCCCCCCCGGUCUUACGUUGGAUGGUGCAGGACAACUGGUGGUGCAGUCCCCACCUUGUGUAGCAGUACUAACACGCCACAUACUAAACUUCAGAAUCUGGUUCCAAAUAUUUGAGAUGCAGCCGUGCGAGUAUAUAAGGAGAGUUGACAUAUUUUAAUGUAACUAUAACAAUCCAGUAUGUGACAAAAAGCUGCCUUCACAUAUUGUAUGUAAAUAUGUUCCCAGUUAUGCUUUGUAUAUCUAAUGCUGUUUUGUCCUCGUGGACGACAUGGACCAUGAUUUGUACCACAAUAAAUCUAGACUUUCAACCA
Molecule: messenger RNA, 4314 nt
Organism: Entelurus aequoreus (snake pipefish)
Lineage: Eukaryota; Metazoa; Chordata; Actinopteri; Syngnathiformes; Syngnathidae
Product: peripheral myelin protein 22-like
Exons: 5
Coding region: 168-656 (162 amino acids)
Cellular component (GO): plasma membrane
Source: RefSeq, a predicted model, not a curated record